This is a messenger RNA of Drosophila bipectinata, 4256 nucleotides long. RefSeq names its product ventricular zone expressed PH domain-containing protein melted (gene melt). Lineage: Eukaryota; Metazoa; Arthropoda; Insecta; Diptera; Drosophilidae. Gene Ontology annotation, molecular function: phosphatidylinositol-5-phosphate binding. Gene Ontology annotation, cellular component: plasma membrane. Gene Ontology annotation, biological process: regulation of signal transduction. The record is from RefSeq and is a predicted model, not a curated record.
UCGGUCGUCAGUCUUCGUUCGGGCCCAAAUGAAAUCGCUUGGCCAGCGCUCUGUCUGCUCCAUUCCUGCGGCCACGCCCCCGCUGCCCCCCGCCCAACGCUCUCUAGCCGAUCGAAGUGUGCGUGCGCCGCCAGCCUUCGUCUAUGUGUGUGUGCGUGUGUGUGUGUGUUAACAAAAUGUGAUUAGCAAAAAUACAAAGAAAUCAGGCAUAGUGGAAUACACCAGGCAUUGUGGCUAAAAACAACGGUUAACGGCAGCUCACAUACGGCAUACGGUAGAAUAAAAAAAAAAAAAAAAAAAACACACACACAAAACAAAUUAAAAUGUAUUAAAACAAGUAGGGGGGAAAAAUAAUUUAAAAUAUAUACACGAGAAAUGCGAUAAUUUGCAUAAAAAGCAAUGCGCUGGCGCGGCAACAAAGCCCGGCCGUAAAAAAUAAAUAACGCCAACAACGAUUCCGAAUUUUGUGCUUUAUCGGCAACAGCAGUAGCUGCGGCAGCACCAACAUUUAAAUUAAUAUUGAACUACACCCAAAGCAGCAGUGGCAACAAUAAAAAAAAUAAAAAAAAAUAUAUACAAAAAACCAACCACGGUUGCGGCUGACUUGGCCAAAAGCAACAACAAAAACACCAACAAUCUACCUUGUCUACCUUUUUCGUGCCUUUUUUUGUAAAUUUUGUUGUGUGAGAUCAAGAGAGAGAGAGGUAGAGAGAGAGCAGGAAACCCAGACAAAAAAAAAGAGAGCCAGAGAUCGGGGUAUAACUCCGAUUCCGAUUCCGACUUCGACCAGUUCCAGAUGCAGAUGCAGGGCUAGUGAUACUGAUAUGACCAGCUGUCCGCCCGCAACAGUCGCAGAUGCAAUUCGUUGCCACAGAUGAUGCAAUUUGAUCAGCCCUGAUUGGGAGUCUCCUCCGCCAUGCACGUACUUUUCAACAAGGUCCUCGCCAAGCGCGAUCUCUCCAAAGCCGGAGAUCUGUUCUCCGUGCCCGAUGCGGACAUAGUCGACGAUAUCACGGAGGUGCUCUCCGAGAUCAGUCCGAUCAUCUCGCAUGUGGACUACGUUAAGAACAACAAUGACCAGAGUGUGGUGGAGAUUUGUGUGACCCGGGUGCUGUCGUGCAUCCGGGAGACCAAGACUGCGGAGCGCUACUGCGCCGCCCUUGUGGAUCUCCUAAAGACCUGCCUGCUGUGGAACCUCCAGCCAUCGGCCUCCACAAAAGAAGAGCCACCCCAUGCCAAGAUAGCCGCCGACAUAAUCUCGAGUAUUUUUCUGAACUAUGACAAGAAGGAACUGAUGAAAAUUGCUCUGCCCGUGGCCGUGCAGUUUCUAUCGAAGGGGAACCGGGAGCUUUCCCGAAACCUGGCCAGCUACCUUUCGCUGGCUGCCAUCGAUCAUGCCUGCCUCCUGAGUCCGCAUACGGAAGCCGUGAUGGAAUCCAUCCUCUCCGGCAACUAUGGACUACUGCGGGUGCUCUCCCAGGUUUACGAGGUGGCCCCGGAAGCUGUGACGCCCCAUGCCCCGCUGCUGAUGCCCCUGCUACCACAGUGUGACUCCCAGGAGCGCAUGGCCGUCUUCCAGCUGUAUCUUCUGAUUGUCCAGCAGUCGCCAGAGGUUCUAGCAGACUGUGUACCACAGCUGUGUGGCUUUCUUCUGGACAGCGACACAGCUAGCACCACCUUGCAGAUACUGCUGAAACUGUCCCAGCACUCGCCCCAGCUCCUUGUCGAUCACUUCGAGCAGCUGCGGCUGGCGGCCAAGACGAAUCCGAGCACGAUCCCUCUCUGCGCCCAGAUUAUGACGACGGCGGGCAUCGGAGGCAAGGAGACGGCCCAGCAGGCGUUGGACUUUGUGCUGGAACACUUGCCCACCCAAGCUCUACUCCAGCAGGAGGCCACACGUCUGUGCUCCGCUUAUCCGGUUCUCUUCACGGAUAAGGUCCUGGCCUGUGUCCGGCAGAAGAACGCCGCGUUGAGCUCCCAGCAGGAUGUGGGAAACGCACUGGGCAACAAAACCUCCGGUGGAGUGACUAUUGUCAGCCUGAAUAGCUCCAGUCCCAGUCCCCAAAUCAAGCCAGCUCCCUUACCGACUCCGUCCACCAACACGACUGUUAUACAACAGGCCACGCCCUCAACAUCUGCCCACGCCGCCCCCGUGGCCGCCUCCACCCCGGUGGCCACUGCCACACCCACUCCUCAGCACACAGGAUACACCCGACGGGUAAAACUGGGUGACUCCAGGAGUACGGGUCGGCUGCAUCCCGCCAGCAACACUCACCGGAGUGUGACCCGGCUGAAUGUGGCCAGCGGGUCGGUGGGAGGCCUCCACAAGAGCAUGACCCGGCUGAGCAAUUCGCAGAUCAAUCAGCAGCCAGGCGGCAGCUCCAACGGCAACGUGGUGGUGCAGACAGGAGCCACCUCCAAGUCGCCGGCCACCUUCACCAACCCGCCAGUGACACCAGUGCCUCCAUUGAGCAACAACGUGGUCAUCACGGGGCACAACCGGCACGGAAUACCCGUGACUUCCGGCGGAGUGACGGUCACCACGUCGCCCUCAAAGGUCCGACCCCACUCGCAAGGACCCUCGACGCUUCUCAACUCGAGUACGGUCAUGAUGAAGUACAGCACAGAUGCCCUGAACCAGUCGGUGGGCUCGAUCUCCAUUCCGCAACAGGCUGCGGCAUCAUCGGGGGCCUCCACGCAGGCGGCAGCCACCCAGAACGCCGUGUCUGUGCACCAUGCCUCCCCGGCUCUGCCACAGUCUUCUACCAACGGAAACGCCAAGUCCGUGAUGAAGCUGCCCAUCAAUGGAAACAGCGAAGUAAUUGUCUCUGGACCCACCACUAAUGUGGCGCCACGGCGCAGCGACAACACCAGCCGCACUCUUCUUAACGCCAACAGCGUGAUGGACCAGCGGAUGAGCACCUUUGAGCCAUACCAGAUUAUGCGGGAUCCUGUCCAGCAGUUCUGCGAAAAGAACUUCAACUCCAUCAAGUCCUACAUGGACGAGGUGUCGCAGCACCUGCCACCGCCCACACGUUGCAGCAUUGAGGUUUCCAAUGAAUUUGCAGAGCGCAGAACCAAGAAGGUGGCCAAACUGCACUUUGCCUGCCAGAUCCGAGGACCACACUGCCUCUACUCGAAAACUUGUUUCACGAUGCGGACUCGCAAUCCCAAGACCUGGAUACAUAUGAUGUUCCUGGACUUUCAAGUGCGGCAUUUUGUCAAGGAAAAGUGCGUGCUGAGCACGCGGGAGUCCGGCAUCAGUAAUCUCAAGAACAUCUGGCAGAUACUCAAGUGCGAGAACCGCAGCUUCACCGAACUGGUCACCAGCCAAUUUCCACAGGUCAAGGACCGCGAGAUUCUGGUGAACGAGCUACGGCACUCGGGCUUCCUGGACGUCUUCGAGGUCUCAAAGACCGACAAGUCCAACCCGAACUGCAACGAGCUGGAGUAUCAGUGGGGCUGUUUCCUGUGCAACCAUCCGGACAAGGCGGUGGGCUUCCUGAACGGCAGCAACCAGCCCAUGAUCGAGGGCCAGCUGAAGGAGAAGAAGGGCAAGUGGCGGCUCUUCCGGCGCUGGCGUACCCGCUACUUCACCCUCUCCGGCGCCCACUUGUCGUGCAAGGGUUCGAGUGGUGGCGAGAGCAUCGACGUCAACCAGAUCCGUUCGGUAAAGGUGUCGCGGGGUGCCCGCAACAUCCCCAAGGCCUUUGAGAUCUUCACCGCCGACCAGACCCUAAUACUCAAGCCCAAGGACGGCAAGAACGCCGAGGAGUGGGUGCAGUGCCUCAGCAUCGUGGUGGCGCACUCGCAGGCCCGCGACAAUCCGACGGCCAAGACGAACAGCCUGCCGGCGCGUAGCAUGGGCAGCAGCAAGCCCUCCUUCUAGGACAUCCGUCUACCCAUCCCCCACCCACGGAGAACGUCCCCCCAUUGUGAGAUUAUUUGUAAAUGUAAAGACAGAGCAACAGCAACUUCAACACACAAAAGACAAAAAACGAGCGGCGAGCAAAGGACUUGGCUGUCUAUAUAUAUAUAUAUAUAUACCAUUAUAUAAUAUAUACUAUUCUUUAAAUACAUAUAUACAAACUAUGCCUACGCCCAUAGACUUAUCUAGUAUGUACUUACCGUUUCAAGGGAUUUCAAAAAUUUUGCGAAAUUGUGUUUUUCAUUUAUAGUUGAUUUUAUACAUAUAUAUUUAGUUUAUCCUUAUUUAUUGUACGUGUAAUAAACAAACAGCUGCUUUCGAAAUCGAA